This is a messenger RNA of Pochonia chlamydosporia 170, 1452 nucleotides long. RefSeq names its product FAD dependent oxidoreductase. The transcript has 8 exons. Lineage: Eukaryota; Fungi; Ascomycota; Sordariomycetes; Hypocreales; Clavicipitaceae. The record is from RefSeq and is a predicted model, not a curated record. Gene Ontology annotation, molecular function: sarcosine oxidase activity; flavin adenine dinucleotide binding. Bases 1 to 1452 code for a protein of 483 amino acids.
AUGCCCGACGCAAUGAAGGAGCCCAACAUGGGGCAGAACCAGAAACGAGUUGCUGUCAUCGGAGCUGGUAUUUUCGGAUUGUCUUUGGCGAUCGCCCUGCGAAAGAAAGGGCAUAUUGUGACAGUUUUUGAACGCAAUCGAUAUGACAAGAAUAAAUAUGAGCCAGAGGACGACGAAAGAGUCCAGGCAGCUUCAGUUGACCUUAAUAAAAUAUUCCGGGCUUCUUACGGAAACAAACUGCACUACCAAAGGCUGGCAAUGGAAAGUCGUGCAGCAUGGUUGAGUCUGAAUGAAGGCUUAGAGGAUGCUCUUUUUGUUGGAUGUGGUAUGCUUCGUGUCCAGCCGUCAGACGAACUCGGAGCCUUAGAGAGGGAGACUCUUGCCAACAUGGAACGAGACGGCUUUCGGGACACUCAGUUUGUCAAGAGCAAUGUGGACGAUCGAAAACGGGCUACUAGCCAGGGAUGGUCGGAUAAGCUGCUCGAUUUUGACAUUCCGAACAGCACAGAACAUAGAGCCUUUGACGCUGUUUUGGAUUCCCUUGGUGGCUUAACUAGAUGCAGUGCUGCAUGCUACCAGUACUACAAAAUGGCUGUCUCUGCAGGUGUAGAAUUCAUCUUUGGGUCAGAAGAAGGUGCCUUCCAAUCAUUCAUUGAGGAGAAUUCUGUUGUGGACGCGUCCAAAAAGAGGGUCGUGGGACUGAAAACAAAGGAUGGCAAAAGUCACAAAGCACACGUUGUUGCUGUUGCAGCGGGAUCAUUUUCAACGCAGCUCCUACCAGAGCUGUCUUAUCAUCUAGAAUCUGCCGCUGGCAGCUUGGUAACGUACAAAAUUGACCGGAACAACAAGACUCUUUGGGACAAGUAUUCUCCAGAAAACUUUCCGGUCAUUACAUGGAGAAGUGCCCCACGAGCUUGCGAUGGGAAGGAUACUGGAACGAUUUAUGUGUUUCCGAGAACCGAGGAUGGCAUUAUCAAAAUUGGCUACCGCGGAGUGAAGUUUACGAAUUUUCAGACGGCCCCUAACGGUGUUCCCUUCACUCAAGACGGCCAAUGGUCGAUUCCUCUACCAUAUGAGGACUGCAAGGCUGUUCCACCCCAAGCCGAGGAGGCAAUCAGAACCUUCGUAUCCAUCUUUUUACCAGAGUUUGACGAGGCUGAGUUUUACACGACGAAGUUGUGUUGGUAUACUGACUCCCUAGACAACUCCUUCGUUAUCGAUUAUGUGCCACAUUAUGCGGAUCAGUCUGUUUUUGUAUGCACCGGAGGCAGUGGGCAUGGUGCAAAGUUCAUGCCCGUACUUGGAGAACAUGCAGCUGAUAUCUUUGACAACACUGACCAUGCGGAGUCACAUAUGCGCACCCACUGGCGAUGGAGAGAGGAUAUCCCACGAAUAAAUGGGUUGGAGGAAGGUCCAGAUGGGCCACGCAAUAUCGGAGGCGGGCCGAAGUGA